GCAUGUUGCGAGUCAGUGUGCGAGCGUUUUUUGAGGGAAUCUUCGAACGAGGAACUGGUUGUCUCAUGGUUUGACUUUAUACAGAACCUGUGUGAAAGGAGUCGAAAAUCGUACUCGGAUACAGCGAACAAAUAAAAGAUGUUUUCUCCCCGGGCGUCUGCUGGAUCGGCUCGCAGGCCGACCUCCAGAGCGGCCGGUAGAAAGAGCCUAGCCGGUACCCCGACGGGACUGUUCUCGCCGGUCCGGAGAGCGUCUCUGCCGGCGAGAGCGACUCCCACGCGGGCCCAGUACACGGCCACCGCCGAGAACUUCGACCUGCAGGGCUUCGGCUCUUCGUUGCCCGUGAAAGUGAUGGAGGCCCUGACGAUGGCCGAAGAGGAGGAGGAGAUCAGCACGCGGGUGGACCAGAGUGGCUGGGCCUGGCUGGUGUGCGGAGAGAGUCUUAUUAUCUGGAAGAUCGGGCAGACUGCUGUGGCAAAGUUAUCGGUCUGCAAGGAGCUGCAGCUGCCGCCCAGUGACUUUGCCGGCUCUGCAGAUCUGGUCGCCCUGUCGUGCCAGGGCUCUGGCGAGGGGGCUCCUGUACAGGCGAUUGCAGUGAUGGCUGUGACCCGGGAGGGGACGGUGCGCUACUGGCCCAGCCUGGUCCACGAAGGCACCUAUACCGAGACUGUCGCAGACCUGGGCGGAAACCUCUGUAGCUUCCUGACAGCAGUCAAGGUAGCUUCGACCACAGAGGGCUCGUCCAAGAUGGAGACAAUAGCACAGGAAGACAAAACCAAGCUUCUGAAAACGGCUUUUCUGCAUUUCUGCCGGAAGGACCUGAUGCAGGCGCAGAACAUGGUGGAUGAAAUCUUUCCUCCCGAUGGUGAUCCAGACUCGAACACUGAGCUGGACCAGGUAGUGACCCAGAUUGACCUCGACCUUAUUGAUGAUUACCCUGCGAUGGACCCACGAUGGGCAGAGUCUGUGCCUGACGAGACGAGUGGGUUCAGUCUCACAUCCUUGAUCCUUCUCCACCAGCUGGAGGACAAAAUGAAAGCUCACUGUUUUUUCAUGAACUUCCUCCUUGAAGACAUGCUGCUGGCUGCUGGCCAGUACAGAGAAACCAAAGUUUCUCUGUACAAGCCUCCUGGUUACGAGACAAUUGAGCCAGAGUACAUCCCCUGGACAGCUUCCAGCGCCCCCGGUGGGGUGCGAGCCGUCAUCGUUCGCCAGCACGAGGUCAUCCUGAAGACGGUCUACCCCCAGGCCGACACCGAGCUGCGCAACACCCUCAACGAGCAGCUGGUGGCGCUGCUGGAUUCCUACCUGGAUGGAUACGUGACCCAGCUCAAGUCUUUAAAUCGGCCCAGCGACCCGGAGCGAUACAACAACCUGGAGAUGGAGUACACCCAGCGGCGCUCCGAGCUGCUGUCUCCGCUCUGUGUCUUGUACAAGAUACCGAUCGGUUUGGCGUCAUCUGACUUGCAUCUUUUCUGUUUCAAGGAUGGUGCCGUUGACAUUGAAGGGCUCAAAUGUGAAAUCCUUUGCAAGGCUCUCCAGAGAGACGACUGGUCCUCUGUGGAUGGGAGCGACGACCCAGUCGAAGCAGCAAAGGACAGCAUCUUUGUCAAGAUCUUGCAGAAGCUCAUUAAAGAGGGGGUUUGUCUGCAGACUUACUUGCCUGACGUCGAUGCCCUGCUUCAGUCAGAAGAGCUGGAGAGACUGCGGUCCAAGACCUACUUUGAGUUUGCUCUGCGGGCCAACUAUGAACACUAUCUGCAAGCCCAGACAUGAGCUGACCGAGCGCCUCUCCCAACUGUGACUCCACUCAGCUCGUGGCCUCCCGGGCCCUUCGUUUUUAGUCUUCUAAAAACUAAUUUCCCAUUUUGUAAUAAACUUUGCCGAAUUUCUGUUCUCUCCCCUGUUCUUCGUCGUCAUCCGAAAGUCCUAGCACAAAGCUUAAUGGAGUUGAAGCAAGGGCAGAGUUUGUUUAUAUGUUUAUUAUUAAAAGAUUUUCAAUUUUCUGUAUAAAGCAACUGUUUAUAGUUUACAGUUACAAUGAAUAGUAAUGGAGACUUACUAAAAUAUUGUUACACA
This is a messenger RNA of Lepisosteus oculatus (spotted gar), 2079 nucleotides long. The record is from RefSeq and is a predicted model, not a curated record. Lineage: Eukaryota; Metazoa; Chordata; Actinopteri; Semionotiformes; Lepisosteidae.